This is a messenger RNA of Eremomyces bilateralis CBS 781.70, 1596 nucleotides long. RefSeq lists its product as uncharacterized. The transcript is spliced from 3 exons. The record is from RefSeq and is a predicted model, not a curated record. Bases 1 to 1596 code for a protein of 531 amino acids. NCBI's taxonomy places the organism in Eukaryota, Fungi, Ascomycota, Dothideomycetes, Eremomycetales, Eremomycetaceae.
AUGGCGCGUUCCCCGACUGCGCUAGGUCCUGAUGGCGGACUCCGCGAUCUCGUCCAUGAGCUCGCGAAUCUUUCUGAGACCGCUUUCUGGGAGACUCUGAAGAAGGCUUAUGCUCUUCGAAAGAUGAGAAGCCAGGGCCGGGACAGUGAUGACGAAGACAUCGCUGAUCGUCUCAAGCUAGAAGAUGCAUCUUUGCUCAUUAACAAAGCAACCACCCCUAUUGUCGCACGAACUCGACCCCGGAAAGCAAGUGAAGCAGGAUCUGUCACUCCCUCUCGCUAUGUAUCUGCGGGGCUCAGGAUGAGGGUCAGCCAGGCCGGGAGGUCUCUUUCGGAGUGCAAGGACAAUCGAAUUAUCGCAUCUUCUAACACAGUCGAGCGCGGGCACGAUACCGAGAACCGAGCCAUUCCACUCGCUCAGGACCCAGUCAAAGGCGAUGACAAGAGCACUGCGAAGGAAAUAGCCCCGAAACAAGCCAAGACAGCCUCCACCGCAGACUGCGUUGAACAGCCAAGCUACUUCAAAGUUAACAUCGAUGAGACCAAGGAUGUUCAGUUCGCAAAGGAAGCUAUCAAGGAAGAAGUGAAGAUCCCCGCGCCCAAGUCGGCCGCCGAGAAUUCUGUCGACACCGUCAAGGAGGAAGUGAAGAUCCCCGCACCGAAGUCCACCACCGGGUCUUCUCUUGACAAAAGCAGUGAAAUGGGAGUCCGCAAGGGGUCUCUACCUCAGAAGAGUUCUCUCUCUGAACCGACUGGGAUCGUCGAGCCAUACGAACCAAGCACCCCUAACACCGCGACGCAACUGGUCAAGAAGAGGUCUGCGGAACUUACAACAGUCAAGACCGUGAAGCGAUUCAUCCAGUACUCGAGGACGGAGCUUCUUGUAAUCGGUGCAGCCAUGGUCCUCCGUGACCGUGAACGUGCAGCCAAGGCCAUCAUUUGUGCCCGUGAAGAUGGACUUACAAAGAAGACUCGGGCUGCAUCGUCGUCAGCAAUUGAAUUCGCCUCUAACCGAGAAAGCGCAGUGGUUCGGACUCACGACGUGCCGGCAAAACCUCUCGAUACGCCUCUGCCGAACAUUGUGACGUCAACACCUGUCAUCCAGGAACGAAAGGAGAACAAGCCUGCCGACAAGCAGGAGGCGAAGGUUAGCAAGGAAACCAUGCCCAUCGACAAGGAGGUAAAGGCUGGCAAGGAGACCAUGCCUAUCGACAAGCAGGAGGUAGAGGUUCGCCAUGAGACAAUGCCUAUCGACAAAGUGGAGAUCCACAAGGAGACCGUGCCUAUCGACAAGCAGGAGACGAAGGUUGGCAAGGAGAUUAUGCCUAUCGACAAGCAAGAGGUGGAGGCUAGCAAGGAGAACAUGCCUUUGUCCAAGCAAGAGCUAGAGGUUAGGAAGCCGGAAGAUCAAGGUGCCACUAGUCCUGAUCGUGGCCCUUUCAAUCCUAAAGCUAAACCGUUCACCCCAGGUACUAGUAGGCAACCGUCCUCAGGCACCGCGCAGAAGACCAUCUACUCUCCGGAUGCAUUCGACGCCUUCGAAAAGUACGUGACCCGCAACCACUCAGAGACCCCUGAGCCAGCGAGCAGCAAGUGA